AUAACUUUUAAUAAUAUUUUUAAUUUGUCCGACAGUAGGCGAAAUCAUAAAUUUUGAGUGAAAUAGAAUUGAUGGCAUAUUUAUACUUUUAUUGAAACAUAAAGGAAGAUGAGACAAGAGAUCAGCAAGGAAAAUUGGAAACGUAUACAGAACACACCGGUGAAGCCUUAGCGAUUAGGAAAGAUUCGAGGCAUUUAAGUCUCGUGUUUUGAUUGUUCAUUUCCUGCCUCCUCCGUAAUGCUCUCUCCCUGACCUUGGCAUCGAGGCACCCAACUGACCGAAGGACGAUCACGUCGCUGGCACGUGCAUCCCGUCUCGGACAAACAACCCGUCUCUCCGGAAGAGAAAGAAACGACGCACUCUUUUAGGUGCCCCUCAAGGUCGCUCUACCUCAGGAUUUCAAACUUUGGACUUGUGGUUCGGAAUACUCCCGACAUAAUAAAUUAUGAAGAGAACCAACCGUUAGAACACCAAUAGAAUUACGAGAACUGAGAAGAAUUCCAUUGCGGCUGUCUUUUAAAAUCUAAACUUUUGAUUUGAACUUGUUAAAUACUGUGUUCUGCCUAUUUCUAAGAAGAUGUCCGAUUUGUCUACAACUUCUAAAUCUCCUCCAUCUAAUAUAUCUCAAGAGGAGGAACUGGUGCUUAAUGAUACAUUUGUGCAACCUGAACCUUUUACAAAUUCAUCAAAAGAACAUCCAAAGCAAUGGACAUCUUCAACUUAUAAUUCUGCCCAGAGAACCAGUGGCAGAUCAAGCUCCUCCACUUACCAUUCACGCUCUGAGAAAAAUAGGUCCUCUGUAUCUAAAUUCUCUACCACACCUCAGUCGUGUGCAAAUACUAAAAUUGUUGCCAUUGUGGAGGGAAGAGGUAUUGCAAGGGGUGAAAUAGGAAUGGCAUGCAUUGAUAUUAAAAAUCCAGUUCUUCUGCUUUCUCAGUUUGCAGAUACUCAAGCUUACCUUCGGCUUGCAGUUCAGCUGAAUGUUCUAAAACCUCUUGAAGUUGUUAUGCCAAAUACCUCAUUAGAAUAUGGAUCCAAAACAAAAUUAAUCUGUAGAAUUAAAGAAUUGUUUCCUGAUAUGACAACAGUAACAGUCCAGAGAAAAUAUUUUAAUGAAACUAAAGGUCUGCAAUACAUUCAAGAACUUUGUGCUACCGAGUACAAAACAGUAGAAAUUGAAGUGAGCCUUAAGUAUUACUGUUUAGCAGCAUGUGCUGCUCUCCUGAAGUAUUUUGAAUUUAAACAAAAUGCUACUUAUGCAACUAAUUCGUUAAAGAUUGUUUAUUGUACCAUUGCAGAUACAACUAUGAUAAGUAUGGCAACUGCUCGAAAUUUAGAACUAGUGACUAAUGAAUUAGGUAAAGUUGAACAUUGUCUUUAUGGCGUGCUGAAUCAUACUUUGACUCCUGGUGGUGAUCGUUUGUUGAGGGCUAACAUUUUGCAACCUCCUUGUGAUCUUAAUACCAUCAAUACACGUCUGGAUUGUAUAUCUGAGCUCAUUGAGAAGGAAGAAUUAUUUUAUAACCUGAAAUCUGUUAUUGGAAAAUUUGUCGACACAGAAAAUUUAUUGUCACUUUGUGUUCAAAUUCCAAAAGAAGAAAAUGUCCGUAGUUGUGAACAAAAAAUAGCUAAUGUUAUUUGUAUGAAGCAUACAUUAGAAUUAGUCAAGCCAUUACAUAAUUGUCUUUCAUCCUGCAGCAAUGGUUUGUUUCAAACAUAUUUCCGAAUACUUUCUGAUGAAAGGUUUCUAAAGCUGCAAGAGAAGAUAAGUCUUGUUAUUCAUACAGAUGCUCGAUGGCAAAAAGGAGUAUUGAAUAUGCACAUGCAAAAAUGUUUUGCUGUGAAGCCUAACAUUAAUGGCUUGCUGGAUGUAGCUAGACGUGCUUAUUCUGAAUCUGUGAAUGAUGUUUCUGAUAUUGUAAAACAACUGGAAAAGCAAUAUAAUCUUCCUCUUCAAGUUGGGUAUAGUUCAGUGCGUGGAUUUUUCAUCCAGAUACCUUGCAAAUUAUUAUCUCCUCAAAAGGAACUGCCAUCUGUUUUCUUAAAAGUCAAUAAAUAUAAAAAUUUCAUAACUUGUACCACUGAAGAUUUGUUUCUUUGUGAAGAAAUGAAUUUCAUAGUUCUGACCGGAGCAAAUAUGAGUGGUAAAAGCACAUAUUUGAAACAGUUAGCAGUACUACAAAUAAUGGCUCAGAUGGGCUCAUAUAUCCCUGCAGAGUUUGCUUCUUUUAGGAUUGCUGAUCAAAUUUUAACUCGUAUGGGUAGUAGUAGUGACAUUGAGAGAAACUAUUCUACUUUUAUGCUUCAGAUGAAGGAAGCAAACUUUAUUUUGCAGCAUGCUACAGAAAGAUCUUUAAUUAUUAUAGAUGAAUUAGGAAAAGGGACAAGUGUUGAAGAAGGAUGUGCCAUUGCUUAUGCAAUAUGUGAAGAACUAUUGACAACAAAGGCAUUUAUUCUUUGUUCAACACAUUUUACCCAGCUUACACAAUUAGCUUCUGCAUAUCCCAAUGUGGAAAAUUAUCACUUCAAGGUUGAAUAUGUUAUGAAUGAAAGAGAAGGCUGUUCUUGUAAUUUCACACAUAAAUUAAUCCCUGGACCGUGCAGAGAAAAGUAUUAUGGAAUCAAAAUAGCUGAAAUUUCAACAAUGCCACAAAGUAUUCUGACUGAUGCGAAGAAUCUUGUUGCUUCUUGGGCAGAAAAGAAGACACCUGAAUCUGAAGAAAUCAUUUUCUGUGAUGAUGAAAACAAAGAGAAAAUUAAACUAGCUAUUCACCUUAUUCAGUUAGCACAGCAAGACUCUUUAGAUCCUGAUGGUUUAAAAAAUCAUCUUUUGGAUUUACAAGCUCAGUUUAAAACUAUUACAACUUCUCCAAAUGACGAUUAAAUUUUCAUACCAAUUUCGGUUUUGUGUAAUCCUUAUUUUGCACUUCUGAAAAAAAAAAAAAGUUAAUUGCUGUGCUUUAAUAUUUCUGAAGUAUUAAAUUAUUUCUGAACAAAAGAUUGCCACUUUUUAAAAAGAGCAGAAGUUAUUUUUAAGGUUAAAUGUAUACUUUUUAAAGAGAAAGCUUUAAUAUAUAAAACUAAUUGAAUAAAACAUUCUUGAAUGAUUUAAACAAGAGAAAUAUCCUACAGAAAGUGUCAUGAUAGAAAAUGAAAAAAAUUUAUAUUUAAAGGCGAAUAAAUUGAUUGAAAAUGUUAAUAAAAAUUGUG
This is a messenger RNA of Argiope bruennichi, 3210 nucleotides long. RefSeq names its product mutS protein homolog 4-like. The record is from RefSeq and is a predicted model, not a curated record. Gene Ontology annotation, molecular function: ATP binding; ATP-dependent DNA damage sensor activity; mismatched DNA binding. Bases 578 to 2884 code for a protein of 768 amino acids. Lineage: Eukaryota; Metazoa; Arthropoda; Arachnida; Araneae; Araneidae. Gene Ontology annotation, cellular component: nucleus. Gene Ontology annotation, biological process: reciprocal meiotic recombination; mismatch repair. The transcript is spliced from 23 exons.